CCCUCUUUGUCUUUCUUCUGACAACGAACCUCCUCAUCUGCCCCUCCCCCUAAUCAUAAAAUCCUUGAUCCUCCCUUCGCAUGUUUAUUUCACUCGGGUCAUACUGGAGAGGCUUAAACUUGCCCGGGUAAACUUGUAUCGAGAUUUACAAUGGUGUCAAAGAAAUUGAACUCCGGUCAGGAGCACCUUGAUAGUGACAAAACCCCACCAGAUCCCCGGCGUCAUGUGGUAUUGCUAGCAGUAUUUUUCUUCUUCGUCAUCGAAGCCGGUGUGCUCAAAUCUUUUGGGGUUCUCCUGUCACCUUUGGUCUUCCAGCUAGACAGCAAUUAUGCAACUGUUGGAGCGUUAUUUUCUUUACCGUGGAGCGUGGAAUACAUAUGUGCGGUGGUGAUCAGGUCACUGGUAAAUCAUACUGAUCUAAACAUGAUAUCGAUAGCCGGAGGAUUGAUAGCCGGAGUUGCCAUGACAACGUCAUCAUUCACCCGUACAACAUUGGCUCUAGCAAUUCCCUUAAUUUUCUUUGGAAUUGGUCAAAGCAUGUUACUGAUCCCAGCAAUUAUCUGUCUACAUCGUCAUUACAAAGAAAAUUUCGCUUUCGCCUGCUCAUUUGUCUUAGUCGGUUCUCUUGUCGGAGUUCUCAUAGUUCCUAUCGCAACUGAACUACUAAUUGAAGCCUACGGACCACACAGCGCCCUCUUUCUCCUCGGUGGUAUUUGCCUCAACAUGUUCCCAAUUGGUCUUGUCUUAAAACUACCAAAGGAAAAGCAAAAGAGAUCUCCUGCAGAUGUUUGUGAACACCUCUUGGAGGAUAUCGAUACUUGCUCGGCACCCUCUACCACUGCAAAGGUACAUUAUUCAAAUGAUAAUGUUAAUCACGCCAACAAUGUGGAGUGUGGUAUUCUGCAAAACGGAAGCAAUGUCCUACAAAGAUCAAACGAAAAAGGGUCACCUAAUCCUGAUAAGAUGGCUGGUGUUUAUUAUAAAAUGGGGAGAGAAAGCAACGUUGGAGGCGAAAGUGACAGAGGAAUGGUGAGUGAAAAUUUUAAAUCUUCAAAUUCUGGCUCUACAAAGAGACAGAGUGAUUCAGAAGUUGAUACCAUCAAGGAUGUCCCUCUAACUGCUCUAAGGAAAAUUUCAAAGAAAGUGUCAAGCCUGAAGACAUUCGCGGAGGAGGCGAAGUUCUUCCUGGCAUUCAUUUUACCCUGUGAUGUUCUUGGUUUGUUUACGUUCAUGAGUUGGACUUUAUUCAUUGUACCUUUUGCAAUCUCUGAGGGAAUCCCUGAAACCCAAGCAGUCUUCGUAGGGACCAUGGGAGGUGUUGGAGGUCUGGUUUCCAGGGUAUUGGGCACUGUUAUCCUGCACUUACAUCCGACCUGGGUGUCUGGUCAGUACGUCGUGUUCUGCUCAUUGACAUCGCUGAUGCUGUUUCUCCAACCCCUGAAGACGUCGUACACCUACAUCCUUGCCUGUUCGUUCUUCUUGGGCUUCGGUCUGUAUGGUAGCAGAUGCUUGUUUGAAGCUUUGGUGUCCAAUGUGGUCAAACCCGAUAUCUUCCCCACAGCUAUUUCCAUCACUUUUCUUUUCAGUGGCGUGAGUGGAAUUCUGACUGCUUACAAUUCUGGUUCACUGUAUGACAUGACUGAAUCCUAUGUGGUAGUCUUUUAUAUUCUGGGUGUCCUAGAAGCGGUCAAUGUGGGUAUCUUCCUCCUACUCCUAGUCAUCAAGAAGCGGCUGAGGGUCAGACAAAACCCAGACAUGGAAUAAUUCAAGAAGAGUCCACUCUAGGACGAAAAUUCGGCAAAUUAGUCAAUGUGAAUUUAAAAAGGGUCUCUCCAUUUUCACAAAAUAUAAAUCUGUUUUUAGUGUUACUACUUUUAUUUUGUUAUUGAUUGUAUAUUCAUAUAAUUUAUUCAUUUCAAAUGUAAUGAUGGUCCAGUCUUGUUUAUUGCAUUGACUAAAUUCAUUUGACAAACUGUGUUUUCCUGAUUUGUAUUUUAAUUGUUGAGAAUGAAAUAAAUGGAAAUGAUAUGAACUUGAAAAUUAAACAAGAAUUUUUUUUUAAUCUAAAUAGUAAAAAUGUCCAUCUCAGAACACUAACUUGGUGGCAUGAAUGGGAGACUACGUGCAUUAUUCAAUAUACAUAAUUAUUAUUUUCCUUUAUGGUCAAUUUUCUUGGGCUCCCAAUGCCAAUGCAUUGAAAGUUAAGAAAACAUAAUAGGAUAGUGAAAUAUUAUGGAUGAAGGCUUUGGGGCCGGCGGUGUUAGAUAUAUAGGCCUAUAUACUAACCACUUAAUUCAAAAGAAUUUGAUUGGGAUAUAUUGGGAAUAUUUUUGGUGGACCUUUAGGCGACAUAGGGAAGACGAUUGAAUCAUGUAACUUUGUUACUAAAAUAUUCAAUAUUUCGACUUAAAACGAAAGUAGGGUCUUUUAUACGUCGUCACAGCCAAGAGGUGAAAGAAAUUUUGGUAAAUAAGUUGAGGGGAAAAAGAAUAACAUUGCCUAGCUAUCAUUGCCCCCCCCCCACCCCCAAAAAAGGAAAAAAAUGGGAGGCUUUUGAUUUCGAAUGCAGGGCAGAUCGAGUCUAUUAUUUCCACUUCUCUCUCCCCCUCCAAUGUUAUUAAAGAAAUAAAACUAGAGGAGGCAUUUGUAGUUAUUUUCUGCAGAUUUUAAGUUAUGAGUGCGGGCGAGUUGAGUAGGGAGGGGAGGCGGUUGUUGUGGGAGGAGGUAAAGGCGGUAAUAGGGGGCGCUUUGGUGACUCAAGUCCCCCCCCCCCCC
Molecule: messenger RNA, 2775 nt
Organism: Lytechinus pictus (painted urchin)
Lineage: Eukaryota; Metazoa; Echinodermata; Echinoidea; Temnopleuroida; Toxopneustidae
Exons: 4
Coding region: 151-1764 (537 amino acids)
Biological process (GO): transmembrane transport
Cellular component (GO): membrane
Molecular function (GO): monocarboxylic acid transmembrane transporter activity
Source: RefSeq, a predicted model, not a curated record